Molecule: messenger RNA, 406 nt
Organism: Heterotrigona itama
Lineage: Eukaryota; Metazoa; Arthropoda; Insecta; Hymenoptera; Apidae
Source: the annotation of a GenBank genome assembly
AUGUUUUAUAGAGACAACGUCCUAUUCCAGACGGAAUGGCACGAUGAACUUUUUCAUUCACACUUGAAUGUAUUCGCAUUAUACUUUGAAAGCAAUGCGAUUCAAUCCACCGAAGCGGAUAAUCAUGACGAUCAUUACGCUAUGGAUCGGACAAAUGAUUUAGGGUUCAUAAUUGUUGUAACUCAUAAUGCUUAUGCAAGAAGCGGUGAAGUUGAAUGUUCUGUUAUGCUGUGUAACGCCCAAAUCGGUCUGCUGAUGUACUUCAGGUAUUUCAGUCUCUAUGCUAGAUUUUUCAAAUAGAAAUAAUUGCUCAAGAAACAUAAAAAGGAAGUCAAGAAGAAAAAUGAGAUUGACGAUAGGCUCAAAGUUGACUGAGGCACAUACAAAUAUUAUGAAACUUUUUUGA